AUGAUCAUAACAGUUGACAAUGCUAGCUCUAAUGAUGGGGGUAUUGCUUACAUGAAAAAGCAACUGAAUAGCUCCAAAACUAGUAUAAGUGAAGGCAAAUUUAUUCAUAUGAGGUGUGUUGCUCAUAUUGUCAAUUUGAUAGUUUCUGAUGAGCUAAAGGAAGUAGAUAAUUCGGUUAGGCGUGUGCGUGCUGCUGUUCGAUAUGUCAAGAAUGGUACAUCUAGAUUGGUUAAAUUCAAGGAGUGUGCUGAGUUAGAGGAGGUAGAUAGCAAAGCAUUCUUGACCCUUGAUGUCCCAACUAGGUGGAACUCCGUUCAUCGUAUGUUAAAGGCUGCUAUCAGUUAUGAGAAGGUUUUCGCAAGGUAUGCAGAGGAGGAACUAAACUUUUCUAUUGAUUUGCUUAGCGAGAAAAGUCCUGGAGUACCAGGCACUGGAGUCCCAGAGGAGUUUGAUUGGGAAAAUACAAAAAAGCUAACAGAUUUCCUAGGUCAUUUUGCUGAUCUUACUGUUUGCAUAUCGACCUCACAACAGGUCGCAGUUCACAAUUUUUUCCAUGCGAUUGGAGAGGUGAAUUUGCUGAUUAAAAAUUGGAUGCAAAGUGAUGAUCAGUUGCAGGUUGCAAUGGGCACAAGGAUGAAGGAAAAAUAUGACAAAUAUUGGGGCACUUGGAGGGCCAAGGAGAACAUGAACUUGCUGAUAUUUGUGGCUGUUGCUCUUGACCCAAGUUACAAGUUAUCUGACUACACUCAGCUUGCAAUUGAAGAAAUGUUUGGUGAAGAAACAGGACGGAGAGUGUGGUCUGCUGUCAACACUUGUGUUCGGGACUUGUUUGAAGAGUACAUGGUUUUGUAUGCUCCCAGAACACCAAAUCCUCAAUCAACUGAUGAACGUCUAAGUAAAGAAUCAGGUGGAGGUGGCCAUGCAAGCUUGAUGAAGUCUCUCAUUGCUAAAAAGUUGAAACUAAAUAGCGGGGCGGCGAGUAGCAACAGUAAAUCUGAACUUGAUAAGUACCUAGCAAAAGAUUGUGAAGAUGACGGCAAGAAGCUGGACAUCCUAAAUUGGUGA
This is a messenger RNA of Brachypodium distachyon (stiff brome), 1065 nucleotides long. Its product is annotated as zinc finger BED domain-containing protein RICESLEEPER 2-like. The coding region runs from base 1 to 1065 and encodes 354 amino acids. The transcript has a single exon. The record is from RefSeq and is a predicted model, not a curated record. Gene Ontology annotation, molecular function: DNA binding. NCBI's taxonomy places the organism in Eukaryota, Viridiplantae, Streptophyta, Magnoliopsida, Poales, Poaceae.